Messenger RNA from Scaptodrosophila lebanonensis, 1219 nucleotides. RefSeq names its product protein phosphatase PTC7 homolog. The record is from RefSeq and is a predicted model, not a curated record. The transcript has a single exon. Lineage: Eukaryota; Metazoa; Arthropoda; Insecta; Diptera; Drosophilidae. Bases 21 to 917 code for a protein of 298 amino acids.
CCCAGCUGGUCCAUAGCCUGAUGUGUCUAAAGCACGAGAAGAGGCCAGCUCCAACUGAUGAUGCGGUGCCAGUUUCAGGUUCGGCAUUGGCUUUUUCUGAUUGUCAUCCGCAUCUGGUGGCUGUGGUUUGCGGCUUUGCGAAGGACACCGAUCUCUACCCGAACUACAUCCAGGGAAAAUUUGGAGAGGACGCUUGGUUUAAGACCAGCACGGCUUCAGCGGAUGUUUUGGGAGUGGCCGACGGCGUAGGAGGAUGGCGUGCACACGGCAUCGACCCCGGCCAGUUCUCUUCAUAUCUGAUGCACAGCUGCGAGCGGCUAGUCCAUGGACAGAGCUUUGAUCCCUCCAAGCCAGCAGAGCUGUUGGCUUCCAGUUUUUGUGAUCUGAUGGAGCAGAAGCAACCGAUUCUAGGCAGCAGCACGGCUUGUGUGGUGACCUUCGAACGGCUAAGAAGCACCCUACACGCGGCUAAUAUUGGGGACAGUGGAUUUCUAGUGCUGCGCAACGGCGCCAUAGUCUGUCGCUCGCGAGAACAGCAGCACUUUUUCAACACACCAUACCAGCUGUCGAUGCCGCCUCCCGGACAUAACCUUCAAGUGCUAUCAGAUGGGCCGGAGUGCGCAGAAAUUUUAUGUCUUGCAGUAAAACCCGGCGAUGUUAUAUUGCUGGCAACCGACGGUAUCUUUGACAAUGUGUCCGAUGACUUACUACUCCAAGUAGUUAGUGAACUGGAGGGCGUCAACGAUCCCGUACAAUUGCAGAUGGCCGCCAACUGUUUAGCCUUGAUGGCACGAAUGCUCAGCUUCAACUCGGACUAUAUCUCGCCCUUUACUCUAAAUGCUCGACGCAACAAUAUCGAGGCCAUUGGCGGCAAGCCGGAUGACAUUACAGUCAUUUUGGCCACCGUAGUUGAGUGAAUGCUGUAUGUUGUUACCAUGUUCCCGUCCUGGAAACGGUCACUGGUUUCUCCGCAGACAAAUUGAGCCUCUGAUUCAAAUUGUGUGUAGAAAAGUUUGGUGAUUGUUGUCACGACUCGGAACGUGAAGACGAACACGUUUCCAAAUUUGCAAGUCCCACACUUUAAAUAUAAGGAUAUUUAUGUAUAUUUUGUGUAUGUUAAAGUGUCCCAUCAAAUUGUUUAAUCGAGUGGUCUCAAGGAAUUAUUAUACCAUAACUACAAGCUAGAAGAAAAUACAAUUACCAGCAAUGAAGAACCCCA